Molecule: messenger RNA, 1254 nt
Organism: Nematocida ausubeli
Lineage: Eukaryota; Fungi; Microsporidia
Exons: 1
Coding region: 1-1254 (417 amino acids)
Biological process (GO): vitamin transport
Cellular component (GO): membrane
Molecular function (GO): vitamin transmembrane transporter activity
Source: RefSeq, a predicted model, not a curated record
AUGUUGCGGUCUCUGCUUAUUGUGGGAAGAAACUUUCGGCCAAUUUCCCCGUUCCUGUCAGUCUUCCUGGUGGAGGAGAAGGGCUUUACAACAAAGGAAAUCGCAGACAGAAUUAUUCCGUGGUGGCUUUAUUCUAUGCUUGUCUUUUCCUUGAUACUUUCCUGGAUUGCUAAUAAACUCGGACUAUUAUGGACAAUUAUUAGUUCAGUCAUUUCUGAAAUUGCUGCAUACUUUAUUCUAAUAAGAAUGAAAAACAAAUCUAUCAUUAGCACAAUCCUCAUUGAGGUCUUUAUGGCAUAUAGAAACAGCACACUUGUUGCGGAUAAAAGAUUCUACUCAGAAAACGACCAAGGCAUGAGCGUGCAGUACAGCACAAUUAGAAAGAUAACUGGGAUUCUUUCUAGCUUUAUCUCGCAAAAUAUGUACUACAUCUCUGGAAAUAGCUUAUCUGCUGUCUAUCUGACCAUAUUCUCGCAAAUCCUUGUACUCUUCUGCAUUCUGGGAAUAUAUCAAGACGGGGUUUUGCCAAUUGACAGUGAGGAUGUCCAAAAGGAGAUAACCAUCAGUGCAAGCCUUCUUUCAAAGAUAUUCUCAUAUACAGGAGCAUUUACGCUUAGUGUGUGCUUUAGAAUAUACAUUGAUUUAAUUCUAAUUGAAAGAUCAGGGGAUACAGAGAGCCACUCCGGCAUUAUUGGAGUUAUACUAGAAAGAAUAUCAGGUAUAUUCUACUACAUAUCGUACGGACUGGUUAAGAUACUCUCCCUGGUGACGUCUUCUGUAAAGAUACAGGAGCACAAGAACAAGCAUAAGCCAGUCCAUGGUUACCUGGAGGGAAUAGCGCGUGUUUUGGCAGUGUGCCUGGCAAUUCCCUUGGUGAUUUACACGGGAAACUCAAAGAGAAACACAGAAAGCCUGAUGGUUGUCUCCUGGGCUCUGCAGAUUCUGGGGGUGCAUGCAUUAAAAAAGACAAAGAACAUGGUUGGGGGAUAUUUUGCAUAUCUUCUGUCAGUUAUUGGCACAAAUAUUACUCUCUACAUCUCCUAUAAUGAAAUAAACAAAGAAACGGACAGGGAGAUACUUGGAAUUAUGUCGUACAUUGGAGGCACCUCAGCUGCAGCCCAUACAAUAAUCGAUGUAAUAUCACGGCGCAACAAGAUGGCGCCCCAGGCCAGAUUUAAUAUAUAUGCAUACCUAGGGUGCACAUUGUUCGCGUGUGCAGGAAUGCUUUCAAUCUUCUCGCUUUACAGGCAAUAG